CUCUUUGGGGUGUUUGGCUUGCGUUUCUGCCCCGGGCCUCGGGGCAGAAACAAGAAGAGCCGGCGCGAAGGACCAGGUGGUCUUGAUGAGUGGAACCACGCAGCUGCAGGAGCAGCAUGAGCAGUGUGCUCCACCAGCACAGGAUGGCAGCAGGACCAGGGUGACGCAGCUCAAUUCGGGUAGGUUCGGCAUGCACGAGGACGAGUCCGGGAUUCUUUCCGCCUCAGCCGUUUUGAACGGCCGAGGCGUGCCAGUGUCCGGUGCUUCGCUGGGAAAUGUUGGUGGAUCUUCGGGUUCGAGGAGCAGAAAAAAAGAACCUCCGCGCAGAAAAGUAUCACCUGGAGAAAAGAGAUCCCCGCCCCGGCAAAGGCAAGACCGAAGAGUACGGCGAGAUGAUGAAACUACAACACGUGAAGAUGAAACAAAGCGUAGUGGUGCUGGGUUAUCUUCCAAGCUGCCGAAACACCCUGAGCAUGUGGAAACUUAUAAAGAAAAAGAUGCAGGAGCUGCAGCAAGCGGAGUGCGCACGGGUGCUGCGUUGGCAGUAGCGAGGCUGCUCGCAAAACACAGAAUGGCAAAGAAAAACCACGUCAGAAAUUCAGGGCAUGCUCUUGAACAGAGACCACAAGAACCUUUUGCGGACAAAAGCAGUCGUCCCCCGGCGGGUAGCACCAGCACGGCUAGCAAUAGCAUGCCAUCUUCGCAGAAGCGCGCACUUCUUGGGUCCUCCUCUACUGCUUCAGGACAACAGAAAGCAGCAUUCACAUCACAUUCACAGAGUCCUCUGCCCUUAUUGCAGGAGGAGAUGUCUGGACAGGAGGACAGCGGCUACACACGACCUGAUAUCGAGGAGGUCCUGAAGCAGGUUAUGCGGGACCAGGAGACCAGCGGAGAGGCGUUUGAAAGUGCAGCCACGGCAAAGUUGGGAGCGCAAAUGAAGGCGAUCCUGGCUGCCGCUCAACACAUGAAAGGCACAAAGUCGGUCGUGGUUGAAGUCGACAAACGCGGCAAUGUGCUCAGCACAACGGCUGCGGGGGCUCCACGAGCAGCACCUGCUGGUGCUGAUGAGGAUCUUGAAGAUGAUCCUGCGCAAUUUCGAGCUGCUGCAUCUUCCGGCGCCCGAGCUGGAGAAAUUCCGACGCAACCACGAGGAACCGCUGAGGCCGGAACGAGAAGUACCACUAGAAGUCGCGCGAGCAAGGACCGCGUCGGGGCGGAGCAGAAGCCGAAGGAUUAUACCUGGAGCAACUACGGCCGAGGGGGCCCCGGCCCCGGCCCCCUCGCGGAAACUACUUCUUCUACCCAGGAGCUUCCUGUUGAUCAUUUUCAACAAGUUGGGCAGCAACCACAGCCGCCAAAAGCAGCACGCAGCCGUUCCGUGAGCCAGAGUGGCGGCCGGCGGGGUGCCCGCCCGAUUCCCUCGGUGGCCCAAAUGCCCAGUGCAGUACUGCUCCCCGACCGACCUUCGAGGAGAACUGCCCCCGCAACAAAGCACCACACUGGGCGGCCGAGCAGACUGGCCAUGGCGCACCGGGCCGAAGAGUCGGAAGCGCGCUUGGCGGUGCCGGUGCCCCAAAUCCCGAGCCCGCUUAUGCCCAGGGUCGACGCCGAGCACCACGGUCACGCAGAGGUGGAUCGCCAUCACGAUAUCAAACGCCAAAAAGCGUUCUUUCAACGUGCUUACCGCAAAUGUUCAUCAUCAUCAUCAUCUACAAGAAAAUCAGAGAUGUAAUAAACAAAUAGUCAGGCGACGUCACCACGACAGACGUAUUUGUCGUCGUUCGACAGCAUGUAUUCUAAGUACCUGUAUGUACUUAUCCUUAUGCAUGAUACCGUUCGGCUUUUUUACUUCGCAUGCGCCGUUGAUACCUGAGCGCAAUCGCAAAAUAUUUAGUACUGACAUUUGCAACUAAACGAUCUUGACGCUUUUUGGUGUGAUACAGGAUUCCACAGAAGAAGAACGAACACAAAGCAAGAGGGGCCGACGACCCCGUCAACUUUUGCAGGGGAAGGCUACUCCUCGCCGUUCGCCCAGGCAAGUGGUUGCUGCCGGAGCAGCAGAGAGCGCCUUAGCAGUGAGGAGUCAUGCGCUGUACAACAAGGCUCCACCUCAUGAGCAGGCUUCGCCACCACGACGUGGCAAUGGCUUAGCGUUGCCGGUGCAACAAGCUCCACCUGAACAAGAAGAUGAAGCACCACCUGCAGCUCGCGAUGACGACAAUGGUGCAGCUGCGUCCGCCGAUUCAUCCGAGCGAAGUGGUCUCAGCACGCCGCGAACUGUGAAGGGCCUCGAGGCGAUGAAAGGGGCUCUCAGAAACGGAACGCCGCGUUAUGAGAGUGCACAGCUAGUACUCCCCCUCAUUGCCAACAUUUCUCAUGCAAAAUAUUCGAGCGCGUUCGAGUUGUUCCCUUGUGUUUACUUUUAUGCUCGUGCAUGACAACAAAACCAAGUAGUUGUAACGACAUCAUAUUAUAUGCAGCGCACGAACUUGUCAUGCACAGGCUCCGCGUGUGUUGGUGUUUGUAUAGCAGCUGUUCACGCCAUGCAAAGCAACUGAGGGGAAGGAGGACUUAUGCACUUUCAUACGCAGCCGAAGCCGAAGCGGAAAGUUGUUGCUGGAGCAGGACCCAUGGCGGUUACUGUCAAGGUCGUCGAGGUCGACACAUAGAUAAAGGAAGCUCUUCUAAAGGUAGGACAGCGGAUGCAGGAGAACCACUUUCUUACAAAUAGACGUAUAUUCUUCUGUAUUCGCUUCUGAUCAGUAUUCCUAGUGUACUGGUUGUCCGUAACCACGACAGUCAUUCUUGUCGACAGACAGAGAUCAGGAUUGCCAUUGUUGAGCAGCCAUAGCUGGAGGACAAGAAUUUUCACAAAGGAAGCACGAGACCAUCUACCUACGCGUGCGCGCAUCUAGAAAUAAGCACUUCAU
Messenger RNA from Amoebophrya sp. A120, 2930 nucleotides. Lineage: Eukaryota; Dinophyceae; Syndiniales; Amoebophryaceae. The record is from the annotation of a GenBank genome assembly.